AUGAACCGCUGUGCUGCCCUGAGAACAAUUGCCACCCGAGGGUUCAGCACCGGGAAUGCUGUAGUGCGGUCCGGACACAACAAGUGGUCCACCAUCAAGCACGACAAGGCCAAGAACGACGCCGAGAGGAACAAGCUGUUCAGCAAAUUUGCCCAGCGGAUCUCGUUAGCAGUGAAAUUAGGCGGAAGCAGCGACCCCAGCCUGAACAUACGGCUCGCGACCGCCAUCGAACUGGCGAGCAAGAACAAUGUGACCAAGAAAGUGAUAGAGAAUGCGAUCAAGAAGGGAUCCGGAGCCAGCGCCGCCGCCAAGGGCGCCGGCAACAUGGAGAUGUGCCUCUACGAGGGAAUGGGCCCCGAAGGCGUGGCUCUUGUCGUGGAAGCCCUCACCGACAACAAGAACCGAACCAUCGGUCUCGUCAGAAGCGCUUUCACCAAGGCCAACGGCUCGAUGACCCCAACGCUGUAUUUCUUCGACAAGCGUGGCUACGUCGUGGCACGCCCUCCUGCGGAACUUCAAGGCGACGACGACCGACUGCUCGAGAAAGUGCUCGAGCUAGACGGCGUACAGGACCUCGAAACCGCAGACGAAGACCCCACUUGCAAGAUCGUCACAGAGACCACCGCAACCAACACCGUGGCUGCUGCACUGAAGCAGCAAGGCUUCGAAGUCGCCGAGCUCGGCAUGGAAUACGCCCCGAAGAAUGACAUGCGGGUCUCCGUUACAGAUCAAGAGGCCCUCCAACGCAUUCGCAAGUUCCUCACAGUGCUCGAGGAGAUUGAAGAGGUUACAGACGUCUACACAAACCUGCAACAGACAUGA
This is a messenger RNA of Torulaspora globosa, 822 nucleotides long. RefSeq names its product post-initiation translation factor DPC29 (gene DPC29). Lineage: Eukaryota; Fungi; Ascomycota; Saccharomycetes; Saccharomycetales; Saccharomycetaceae. The coding region runs from base 1 to 822 and encodes 273 amino acids. The record is from RefSeq and is a predicted model, not a curated record. Gene Ontology annotation, cellular component: mitochondrion. The transcript has a single exon.